Molecule: messenger RNA, 5334 nt
Organism: Epinephelus lanceolatus (giant grouper)
Lineage: Eukaryota; Metazoa; Chordata; Actinopteri; Perciformes; Serranidae
Gene: chpfa
Product: chondroitin polymerizing factor a
Cellular component (GO): Golgi cisterna membrane
Molecular function (GO): glucuronosyl-N-acetylgalactosaminyl-proteoglycan 4-beta-N-acetylgalactosaminyltransferase activity
Source: RefSeq, a predicted model, not a curated record
CUGACGCUAACGUCUGGCCGGGGAGGAGCCAGGUAGCUGCACACUGACACGUAAGAAUCCUGCGUAAAAUUUAAGGAAGAAGUUACAUCUUUUCCUUAAGUUGAAUGUCGAUACGGCUGCUUCGAGUCCGACUCGAUGUCUAGUUGACCUGUCCCGGACCAGAGGCCUGUUCGGACGCUGUUGAAGCGACGCGGGGCUGUCAGUCAGAGGAGCCCGACGCACAAGAUGAGAUUUUCAGCGUUUAUUUCUGUCCUGCGGUCGGUCGGCCCGGUGGUAAUCGGUAUUUCUUUAGGGUUCACGUUGAGCUUGUUGAGUGUGAACUGGACGGAGGAAGCGUGUUACCUAGACGGUAAGGAGGGUGAGGAGGUGACUGUGGGUCAGGAUGAGCAGCUCAAAGGAGCCCGGAAGCCCAACUCUAUCUCCACCAUCAACGAUGUGGAGUCCGAGGAGGAUUUUGAACCAAGAAUAGUCCCAUAUAAACAAGUCCAGCAGAGUGCCCCAAAGAAAGUUUUCAGGGCUAAAUACAUCAGCACAGAGUUGGGGAUGCGAGAGCGUCUUUUCGUCGGGGUCUUGACAUCCAAAAACACCAUAAACACUCUGGGUGUAGCUGUCAAUCGCACCAUCAGCCAUCACCUGGACACCGUGAUCUUCUUCACCGGCAUGCGCAACCGCAAAGUCCCUCACGGCAUGUUUGUCGUCUCUCAUGGAGACGAGAGGCAGAUAUGGAACAUGUUUCAGAACAUCAAAUACAUCUUAGACCAUUACAUCAAUGAGUACGACUGGUUUUACUUUGUCCAAGACGACGCCUACACCGAAGCUGACAGAAUCAAAGUCCUGGUGGAACACCUGAGUAUGGAUCGAGAGCUUUACAUAGGCAGUCCGGAGGAGUUCAUUGGUGGAGAAAUGGAAGGGAAGUACUGCUACGGAGGGUUCGGGUACAUCCUGUCACGUACCUUGCUCCUCAGACUCCAGCCCUUCCUGGAAAACUGUAGGAAUGAUAUCCUGAGCGCCAGGCCCGAUGAGUGGCUCGGAAGAUGCAUCAUUGACUACACGAACACAAACUGCGUCAGUGAAUAUGAGGGGCUUCACUACCACCAUUAUGAGUUGGGAAAAAACUCUGAUCCAAGUAAAGAACAAAGUGAACAGUUCAAGAAUGCUCUGACUGUCCAUCCAGUGUCUGACCCUGAGCAGAUGUACAGGCUGCACAGAUACUUCACUGAGAUUGAACUCCAGAAGACUUACGAUGAGAUUGCUAAGCUGCAGGCUGAAAUAAAGAACGUCAGUGUUGUCGCUUUUGAGGGGAACCGAAGCGCCCAGUGGCCUGUGGGGAUCAAUCCACCUUUUGAACCGAAAUCUCGGUUUGAAGUUCUGAAGUGGGAAUACUUUACAGAGGAGGAGAUUUAUUCAUGUAUCGAUGGCUCUCCAAAGUGUGAGCUGCAGGGUAUUGACCGCAUGGAUGUGGCUGAUGUCAUUGACAUAGCCAUGAUAGAGCUGAACAAGAAGUACAAGCCUGUCCUACACCUGAAGAAGCAGCAGCUGAUUAACGGGUACAGGCGCUUCGACCCUGUCAGGGGCAUGGAGUACACCUUGGACCUUCAGCUGGAGGUGGUUAACCAAAAAGGUCACAGCCGAUCCAUCACCAAGCGAGUUCAUCUGGUGCGACCUUUGAGUCGGAUUGAGAUCAUCCCCAUGCCCUAUGUCACUGAAGCUACAAGGGUUCACAUCAUAAUACCGCUUACUCUGCAGGACCGGAGCUAUGUUGACCAUUUCCUGGAAGUCUUUGCCUCAAAUGCUUUUGAGACCAGUGAAAAUGCUAUCCUAACAUUCUUGUUUAUUUAUGACCCAGUGGAGGCACAGCAGGUUAACCAGAAUGAUAUAUUUGCCAGCGUGAAGACUCAGAUAAACACAUAUGAACACAAAUACUCUACAGUAAAAAUCCCCUGGAUAAGUGUCAAGACAGAAACACCAUCCCAGAUCAAAUUUAUGGACAUCAUCUCAAAGAAACACCCAGUUGACUCACUGUUCUUCUUGGCUAACGUCCACACAAAUGUUAACUCGGAAUUUCUGAACCGCUGCCGCAUGAAUUCCAUAAACAACUGGCAGGUGUUCUUCCCCAUCCAUUUCCAGGACUUCAACCCUGAUGUGGCCUACCACAACCAGCAGCAACCAGCCACAGUCGAUCUGAUCAGGGACGCAGGCCAUUUUGACCGCAGGUCAUUUGAAGAAGCGUGUUUUUACAACUCGGACUACAUGGCCACACGCACGCGGAUGGUGGCAGAUGUCCAAGAGAAUGAGGAGAUUCUAGAGACUCUGGACAUCUUUGACAUGUUCUUAAAGUAUUCAGAUCUGCAUGUAUUUAGGGCAGUGGAGCCAGCGUUGCACCAGCAGUACAGCUACCAAGCAUGCAACCCGCGGGUAAGUGAAGACAUCUAUCAUAGAUGUGUUCAGAGCAACUUGGAAGGUCUCGGUUCUCGCGCCCAGCUUGCCAUGCUGCUUUUUGAGCAAGAACAAGGAAACAGCACUUGAGAGCAUCUGUGUACUUCGGCUCCCGCAUGUAUGGAUGUUAAAAGUUGUGCGUCUGUUGAAAUAGCUGCUCAAUGCAAGCUAAAAUCUGGGACAACCCAUAUCUUGGGGCUGAGGUUACGUAUGUGACCUUGCCUUACAUUCUCCAUCCUUCAGUGUGCAUCAAGGACUAUUUGGCUUGUCAGAGAUUUUAGCUAGUUUGGAAAAAUGAAUGCAGUACAUUCCUUAUCAAACCUUCCCUUAAAUGUUUACAGUACUUGUCCAUACAGAUGAGUUGCUAGAACCAAAUGUUUUUGCUACCCUGACGAUUUCUAAAGAAAAGUUUUUGACCACUAGGUGGCAGAAAUUCACAGCAGCAGAGCAUUGACGUAGUGCUGGCUUAUCCAGUUGCAAUGUUAAAGGUGGUUGCUACAGAUCUAACCGGUACAGGGCUAUAUAGGUAACCUGUUGGAGUUGUCUUUUUCUCAAUGUGUCCAGUGUAUUUUCAACAUUCAAUGGGAUUUUAUCCUGUUUGGUCGAUAAAUUCCUGGAAGACAAAUCUUCAUUUGACCAUUUUGAGUUGUGGAGGUAUCACGCGUGAGAUCAAUCUGUGAUAAUGUGCUGGGUGCAGCUGCUUAUAGUUUUGUUAAAGAGGACUGAAUCAGUUUAACCAAAGCAAUGAGCUGAAAGUGGCGAAAAAGCUGCGGUGCUUUGUUGCUUUUCAGCGGGAUCAGAAGUACUAGCAGCGGCGGAUUCACAUUUUUAGAAUGUCAUAAUGUUAAUAUCAAAGAUAUUGUUAAGUGGAGCUGAUAUAUAGCUCUAUUAGGUAUAUAUUAGUAUAAUGCACCACAGGUUGUGUGCUUGUUCAUUGUAACAUUGAGCUUUUGAUAUUUACUGAUUUGAGUAUUUACAAAAGCGCGUCUUCGUAUAUGUGCCUUCACACUGACUUUUCAUAUGUUGACUGUUUUGAACUUAAGUUACACCGUUUUGCAAUUCACUCCUUCAGGUGACUCACAGCUGGCGUUUUUCUUUAGAACAUGAACAACAGUUCUGAAUGGGUGGGGGACAUUAUCUGUCACUUUGGAUGAGGCCUGUUACGUAGCUGGGAAAACUGAAAGGGUAGUCGGUUCACCUUAAAUCUUUUAAAGGUGACUUGGAACUAUAAUGAUCACAACCGUCCACAGGUUGUAUACGUGCCUCAAAGCAGGCAAGGAGUUGGCAAAAAGUAUAUUCUGUGGUCUUCAGAGGUCAUAGAUAAAGACAAGUGUAGGCCAGCAGCUUGUAUUUGAGUUUAAGUUUUCUCCAUGAAACCUUUUGAUGUUGCAAGAAAAUUUUACAUGCAGGAGGCAAAGGAGAAUCAUGAAUAAUAAGGGGAGAAAUCACCUUGGUAAAUGUCUUAAGUGAUUGCAGGUGAGUCCUCAUUGAAGUGGUACUUUAAAACAGGAUUUAAUUAGUUUAGAAAUGAUUGAAAUCAAGAAUGUAUGAAACUUUUUUCCCCCAUGUCAUCAAGUUCAGCAGUUUUUAUACUAUAUAAUAAGAUGUUUAAAUGUUCCAAAGUAUUUUGGACUGUAUUGUUUAAGAUUUUGUAAGUUAUUGAAUGGUGUCGUUGUCCUCCAUUUCCUGAGCUCAGUUUUAGAAAUGGGUGCGUCCUCCCAGUCACAGUGCAGUCCAAUGGGAGGCCUUUUCUACAUUAUUGAGUGAUUGUGGAGGUAGCGGUACUGGACACCAGACAGUUGUAAGUGUAUUAUAAUGUGCAAUAUUACAGAUAACACAACUUGCUAGGUGUCUGAUGGAGGGACUUUAACUUUUAAAGACAUUUGCUGCAAGUUCAGCAGUGUGUGUUUAUCACAGUACGGUUUAUGACAUCACACAAAGACUCAUGCUUUCUGUUCAUUAAGUAAAUACACUGUAAUUUCUUUUGACAAGACCUUAAUGUAUAUUGCUGACACUAGACACUUUUCAUCAUCAAAUUUACUUUGAAAUAUAUCAAAUUAACCAAGGCAAGUCCUUUUAUUUAACUCUAAUUGGGUUCAAAGUAUUUUGUUGGAAACACUACAUCCAGUGUUUGCUGUAUUAUCUGCCAUGUGAAAGACCACGGAGGUCAUUUUAUAACGCAUCUCUUUCUUGAUGAGAGCAGAAGAGUACGACGCUAAUAAUGUGCGGAAAUGGAAACUGAAUCUUCAAAAAAACCACUGUGAAAGAUGGAGGGCUUAUAUUACAACAUGAUGUGUGAAGAUCUGCGUCAUCGCUGCCUUCCAUAGACACGAGAAGCUUAAAAUUAAGCGUGUGUGGCAGAUUAAUCACCCCGUGUUGUUAACACAGCCGCCGUCGCUGAGCGAAGUCUCUAAGUAUUUUGUCCAUAACUUAUUUAUCUGUAAUUUCUCUAUGAAUUAUGCAGAUUCUGAAUACUUCCGCACUAGCAGAGACUUUCAUGACAUUCUCUGUACAUGUAUAAAUAUUUUAUAGACUCUAUUUUUACGCCUUUUUGUAGCUUUAUGUACACAGCAAUUGAUACUUUAUUAUUUUUGGUGACACAUUAAACAUAUAUCUUACUUUGUAUUUUGUGCUUUGAAAAUCAUGUAAAUUGACCAUGAAGACAGUUUAAUUUGUGUGUUUCACCUUCAAUCAAGUAAUAUGUUUUAAAAAACAGUCUCAUUUUUUAAAAUUUCCAUCGAUGUUUGGACCUAUUGGUUUACAUUAUUUUAUGCAUAUGGGUACUAGUAUAACCAAAGCGAUACAUUUUAAUUAAUGCUCAUCACAUUUAAUUGUGUGCUGUAAUUCCCAAUGAACUGUGAAUUAAUGUAAUUUUUAAAUAAAGAAUAUUUGAAUAUA